Rotaria sp. Silwood2 is the source of this 1599-nucleotide messenger RNA. Lineage: Eukaryota; Metazoa; Rotifera; Eurotatoria; Philodinida; Philodinidae. The record is from the annotation of a GenBank genome assembly.
UCUAGUGGAGAACAAUAUGGAAAAUAUGAUGAAGAAGAAGAUGGUGAAGAUGAAGAAGAAGAAGAAGAUGGUGAAGAUGAAGAAGAAGAAGAAGAUGGUGAAGAUGAAGAAGAAGAAGAAGAUGGUGAAGAUGAAGAAGAUGCUGAAGAUGCUGAAGAAGAAGAAGAUGGUGAAGAAGAAGAAGGUGGUGAAGAUAAAGAGGACGAAUACGAACAACAGCAACAACAAACCAAUAAUGAUGAUGAACAAUUUGACGAAAUAUUCAUGGAUGUAGACGAAGAUCAACAGCAAAAUUUACUCCAUCAAUUUUCUAUUCAAUACAUGAAGAAAGCUGUUGAUUUCUAUGAUGCAGUAAAUGAGAAAACAGGCAAGAAACAACAUUCCUGGAAAUCGUUCCAACACCACUUUCACAAAGUAAAAAAUCGAUCGUAUAUAGGACGCUUCCGUACAUAUUUGGAAAAUAACGGAACAAAACAACAAAAGCUUGAUGAAAUAGAUCAGUAUACAUAUAAAAAAUUUGAAAAAGCACGUGGAGAUUUUCUGAUUGUACAUGAUACUGAUUUGAAAAAAUGGUCUUUGCAGAAAGCUAGAGAAAUUCAUGACACUACAUUUAGAGCUAGUGAUAAUUGGGUUCUUAAUUUCAAGCGUCGGCAUACAUUAUGCAGCCGAAAAAUAACAAAGCUUAUAACAAAACGAGAAGUACUGGAUGCGGAUACUAUAAGUAAUUCUGCAAAUAAUUUCGUAAGUAAAGUUAAAAAACUUUUGCCACAUUAUCGACAAAGCAAUGUUUUGAAUACCGAUCAAAGUGGUCUUGAGAUCGAAAUGGUGGGAAAUCGCACUUUGUCAUUCAAAGGUGAAAAAGCCACAUUUGGAAAAGUUCGAUCUGUAUAUAAUACAUCACAUAGUUAUACUGUUCAAUUCAUCAUAUCUUUAAGUGGUGAACCAACGGGCACAUGCUACUUAUGUUUGAAAGAGAAAGAUGGACAUAUGUCUGAUAAUAUAAAGAAGAAUCUAUUUCAAGCAUUCAACGUAACUGCUACGUGUAGUAAAUCAGGAAAGUUGUCAUCAUCUCUUGUAAAAUACUGGAUUCAAAAGGUGUUGAAACCAGCAGUUGGUAAUGAAAAAGUCUUAUUACUGUUAGAUACUUGGGGGGGUCAAACUGAUGAACAAUUAUACUCAAAAAUGAAACAUCUUCGACUUGAAAUUAUUCCGAAGAAAACAACUGCAAUGGUUCAACCACUGGAUAUCACUUUUAAUCGUCAAUAUAAACAUCUGGUUCGUACAGUUUAUGAUCAUGUGCGCCUUUAUGAUAUUGAUUGUAAUCUUUCACAACGAGAUAAUAUAAUUAAAUUAACUUCUUUAUGUUAUAACCAAAUGUGUUCGAAGAAAUUUACACCUAUGCAUCAAUAUAGCUGGUACAAUGGUGGUUAUCUUUCAAAAAGUCCAGGAUCAUUUCAAAAUGUUGAAGAGUUGUGCUUUCGAUUUCAGGACUAUAGUUGCAAUAAAAAACAAUGCAAUAACAUUCCGUUAAUACAGUGUAGCUUUUGUGAAAAAGUUUUAUGCUUUUAUCAUUUUUUUGUAUUGUAUCAUGUUCAUUAA